AAUAAAGAUAUUUAUUAUUAGUUCCACUAAAACUCGUCUUACGCAGCUUUAGAAAGUAAAACUUGCUUAAAUAUUGAAAGUGGUGCAGAGAGAUAUUGCAAAGAAGAAGUUGUUUGCGAAAAAUUUUAAAGUUUGAAAUAGCAGUUUGAGCAACUCAAGGUACAAUUAAAUGGAUUUUGUAAAAGUAAGAAUUUAUACUAAGUGAGUUCAAAAUACCUUUGUAAAAAAUGAGUUCAAGUUUAAUAGAUCCUAUGACUGACAACUUAAGUGUUUUUGCUGAUGCAGAGCUUAUAAGUUUUUCAACGUUUGAACAAGACCGUAAUAUUACUCAAAAUGAUGCUGAAAUUCCUUCAAUAUCAUUUGUUGGCAUGAGAUAUGAAGGUGUUGUGUUUAAUAACAUUGAAAAACAAAUUUUUUCUAAAAUCAAAGAUCUUGUGUCAGAAAAUACAAAUCUUAAAACAGUGAUGCAAAAAAAUAAUCAGCGACUUGAGGAACAUUAUAACAAAUGUGUUGAGUUUAAAGCAAAGUAUAUUAAAAGAGAAACAGAGUUGAAAGAGAAACUAUCAGAAGAAAAAAAAAGCUUAGAAGAAUUAGAGUGGAGAUUUGAAAGUUAUAAAAAAGCAGUCUCUUCAAACAAUAUUUCAUUAGCUUCUAACCAAACGGAAUUACAUAGCAUCAUAGAGAAUGAAAAAAAGAAUCUUUUUAAGACGCUUCAAAGCAUUGAAGAGAAGAAUCCUGAAGAUAGUGCUGUUGAGCCCCUUAACAAGGCUCUUGAGGUUUUGCAGUCUUUUUCAAGUCAUAAUAACUCACUUUCAACACAUGAUAGCUCUGAAUUCAUUAAAAUUGAUGACCUUGUUAGUCAAAUUACUGGCAUCGAAGGCUCUCUUAUUGACAAUUCGUCUUCACAUACUUGCGAAGUAAAAGAUUUGCUUUCCAAUACAGUUAAGUCUAUUCAAUUUUUAAAUCCGCAUCAAGGUAGUAAUCAGCCAAUUUCUUUAGACCAUUAUUAUGAUUUAAACACAAGCUAUGAUGCUCUAAUGAUGGAGAAAAACAAAAUCAAAUUAGAGUAUGAAGAACUUAGUGACAAUUAUAAUCAAGUACUAAAAGUAUCAGAACAGUAUUACGCUGUAAAGAAGGAGAAUUCGGAAAUAUUGGCAGUACUUAAAGAAAAAAAUGAGCAUAUACUUUAUCUUGAAAGCCAAAUGGCCAAUAGAUCUGUUAUCAUUGAACCAUUUAACGGGGAAGAAUUAAAUGAACUAAAAAAUGAAAAUAGGCAAUUGAAAAACAGAAUUAAAGAACUGGAACUUGAGAACUCAAAUGAAGAAUUAAAUAAACUAAAAAAUGAAAAUAGGCAGUUGAAAAGCAGAAUUAAAGAAGUAGAAUUUGAAAACUCAGAAACUACUAAAUCAUUUUCUGCUGUGGAUGAGGAAAACUGUCAACUUAAAGAAGAAAAUGAGCAGCUAAAUGUUAAGAACAAGCAGCUAAUAGCAGAGAACAAGCAGCUAAUAGUUGAGAACAAACAACUACUGAUCGAGAACAAGCAGCUAAUAGUUGAAAACAAGCAGUAUAAAUGUGAAAAUGAACAGCUUAAAGUUGAGAACAAAAAGUCUAAGCUUGAGGAUGAGCAGCUUAAAAAUGAGAAUAAUGUAUAUAGUAUUCAAAUAAAUGAAAUGAAGGAAUUGAUCAAGCUACUUCAGCAGGGUAAAACUGAUUUACCCCAAGUGCGCAAUAAUCAGAGCGUCUAUGACCAUCUUGUAUUCCAAAGCAAUAAAUCAAAAGAAGCAAAUGUACCUGAAACACAAAUAAGUGCAAACUACAUUAUUAGUCAACAAGCAGAAAAUCAAAUGAUGACAAGGAUAAGAGAGUUAGAAGAAAUCUGUGACAAACUCAAGUGUCAACUUGAUGAAAAAACUCAAGAAUGUGUCAAUGCCAAAAAGGAAGUAGAGUAUAAACAUAAUCAAUUAAUGGAUUUUAAUGACCGAAUGCACAAAAUCAAUGCAAGUUUCCAUGAUACUAACAUAAUGAAUCAAAAGUUAACUAGCAAAUUAGAAAGGUUUAAUGAGUUAGAUGAGAUGUGUGCAAAGUAUAAACAACUCCUUGAAGACAAAAAAAAAGAACAUGCAACUAUAAAUAAUGAGUUAAUUCAACUAAAAGAUCAUAUAAUGCGAUUGAAUGUGACAAAUGACAAUUUAAAAAAAACAACGGAAGAAUUAUGGAAAAAUCUAAAUUUGAAAUCUCAACAGCUUAAGGAAAAAGAGCAAGUUGAAAACAAAAUUCGAGAAAAAGAUAAUGAAAUAUGCACUCUUAAAGAACAAAUGGACGCUUUAAAUGUCACAAUUCAGAAAAUGAGUGCUGAAGUCGAUUCAAUACCUGUUUAUCAAACACAAAUGGAUGCCUAUGAAAAUGAUUUUAGAGCUGAAAGGGCAGCGCGAGAGAAAAUCCAUCAAGACUUAUGCAGGAUUAAUGAGCAGCUCGAUGAACAUAUACUUGAGAAUACAAGAUUAAAAGAAGAAAUUAAACAUCUCACAAGCAGCUCAUUGUCAGAUGUUCAGCAACGUUAUAGUAACUCUUCUAUGACAGGUAGAUUUAAUCAGUCUAAUCCACACUUUUUCAACUCCGACAGGUCUGCUCCGUUAGGAAAUUCAAGAAAUGGCUCUAAUAAUCAUUCCUAUGAGACUAAUCAAAGUUAUUAUAAUGAUGAACCAAACUAUUUUAACAGAAGAAAGCCCUUUGAAAAUGUUAUUAAUCAAAGACCAUAUUAUCAUUCUGAGGAACAAAAAUGCCCCAAGUGUAAUCAAGGUUUUCCUGAUUUAGAUAGUCUGCAACUGCAUGUUGUUGAGUGUUUAGAUAAUUGAGAACUUUUUUUUUUAAUGUAUAUGGUUAGUUGUAGAGAUUCUAGUGUUA
Hydra vulgaris (swiftwater hydra) is the source of this 2904-nucleotide messenger RNA. RefSeq names its product optineurin. The record is from RefSeq and is a predicted model, not a curated record. Gene Ontology annotation, biological process: regulation of canonical NF-kappaB signal transduction. Gene Ontology annotation, molecular function: K63-linked polyubiquitin modification-dependent protein binding. NCBI's taxonomy places the organism in Eukaryota, Metazoa, Cnidaria, Hydrozoa, Anthoathecata, Hydridae. Gene Ontology annotation, cellular component: nucleus; cytoplasm.